Molecule: messenger RNA, 411 nt
Organism: Lactuca saligna
Lineage: Eukaryota; Viridiplantae; Streptophyta; Magnoliopsida; Asterales; Asteraceae
Source: the annotation of a GenBank genome assembly
AUGGCACGAACAAAACAAACUGCCCGCAAAUCCACCGGUGGAAAGGCUCCCAGAAAGCAACUCGCUACCAAAGCUGCUCGAAAAUCAGCUCCGGCGACCGGAGGUGUGAAGAAGCCACACAGAUUCAGGCCAGGAACUGUUGCCCUAAGAGAGAUCCGUAAGUACCAGAAGAGUACAGAGUUGUUGAUCCGCAAACUUCCAUUUCAGAGACUUGUGAGAGAAAUCGCUCAAGAUUUCAAGACAGAUUUGAGGUUCCAGAGCAGUGCUGUUGCUGCACUUCAAGAGGCGUCGGAGGCUUACUUGGUGGGUUUGUUUGAAGAUACUAAUUUGUGUGCGAUUCAUGCUAAGAGGGUUACAAUUAUGCCUAAGGAUAUGCAAUUGGCUAGGAGGAUUCGAGGUGAGAGGGCUUAA